CAUGCGGGAUGAAAACACUCGUGGAAGUCAGCAAGACGCACCCGAUGGUCUUUUUUUUGGUGCAACUUUUCAUCAUGUAUUUGAGGGACGAAUUGCUCUAUUUCCAUCACAGGCUCCUUCAACUUUAAAAUAAAGUUACUGGACGCUGAUUGUUGAGCUUUGUUUUGUCUUUUUCUAAAUUAUGAUCAACGACACCAUCGCAUUGGACGCGAAUGGUUCCGAGCCGCAUCUCCCUCUGGGUCACAACCACAGUGUGUUCCCUACGCUGAGGCUCGAGUCCAAGUCUCUGGCCACCUCAGCCACUAUGUUCGGCGUGGGCGUCCUGGGGAACCUCAUCGCCAUCGUGGUGCUGUGCAUCUCCAAGAAGGAGCAGAAGGAGACCACUUUCUACACGCUGGUGUGCGGUAUGGCGAUCACGGACCUUCUGGGCACAUGCUUCACCAGCCCGGUGGUGAUAGCCACCUACGUGGCGAACCGCUGGCCCGGUGGAGCUCUGCUUUGUCACUUCUUCUCCUUCUCCAUGCUCUUCUUCGGCUCCGCCGGCAUGUCCAUCCUGUGCGCCAUGGCGGUGGAAAGAUACCUGGCCAUCAACCACGCCUACUUCUACUCCCAGCACAUAGACAGAACCAUGGCUCGCUUCGCCCUUCUCGCUGCCUACUUGGCCAACAUCGUCCUGUGCAUCAUGCCCAGUUUUGGCUUCGGUAGGCACGUCAGGCACUUUCCAGGAACUUGGUGCUUCUUGGACUGGAGGGCGAUGGAUCCACUUGGCGCUUGCUACUCCUUCCUCUACGGCGGGGUGAUGCUGUUGCUCAUCGCAGUGACGGUGCUGUGUAACUUGGCCGUGUGCAAGUCUCUGGUGGGGAUGAACCAGAGGACGGGGAUCGUCCGGGCAGAGGUGUGCGACCAGGGGGGCUCACGGCGCCGCUUCCCGCGACUGCAGUCGGUUACCUCAGCGGCGGAGAUCCAAAUGUUCUGGCUCCUUGUUUUCAUGACCAUCGUUUUCCUGGUGUGCUCUAUCCCUCUAGUGGUGAGAAUCUUUGUAAACCAGCUUUACGAUCCUGCUUAUAUUUCUGCUGGAGGGAAUCCAGACUACCGCAGCGACCUGUUGGCCAUCCGCUUCGCCUCCUUCAAUCCAAUUCUGGACCCGUGGGUGUACAUUCUGUGCAGGAAGAACCUGCUCUUGAAGGGCUGUGGGAGGCUCAAGCGGGCAGUGACUCGAGUGAAAGAAAGUGGAGGUGACAAUAUAGGCUGGAUCGGGGAUCAGGACUCCCCGCCAUCUUUAAAUACGAACGACACCAGCUACGCGUCAUUACGCAGGAAAGACAUGGAACAGCGAGCGGCCAUCGGGAACGCUCCAUCUUUCACAGACUUCGCAGUGAGACACGCGUGGGACUACGACAUAGCUCGGGUCAACUUCCACCCGUUCAGCGUCGAACGGACCACCGUGCAAGGAGCCGAGGAGGAAGCACCAGUUGAUCCAAAGCAGGGGGAGUCGUCGGUGACGGCGUCACCAGCUCACGCCCCUUCUACACACAUCAGAAGAGACGAGAUGGUCACAUGCACAUUCGGUACCCCCAGCUCGUGUCAGUCACUAAAAUACCUCUAAUUAUCUUACAAUGGACUUUUUUAGGACUCUUUAGGAUUUGAGUGAUCUCAGCAGUGGCAGCUCGCAUGACUGGAUCAUGACACUCACUGGACACAUCAUUAGGAACACCUGCACCUACAACAGCUACAUCACAAUGUUGCAUCCGGUAAUAGUAACGCUCAAUUAUGAUUGGCACUGAAACAUAUCAUUUUAGUAUUCUGGCAGUCUUUUACAGUUAUAUGACAAGGGCAAAAUAUGAGGAAAAUAUGAGUGGAUAACUUUACAGAACUGCAACCUCAGUAAUACAAGAGAUGAAUACCUCCUUGACAGAGUCAAUAAACCGAGUACUUUUAUCUCGAUACAGCUCUUGUAUUUGGCUUUCACUGGUCUGUGCACGUGUACCUAAUGUUGUGACUUGUGAGUGUAAGUACAGGGGCUACUGGAUCUUAUUUGAUUGAGCAGAUGUAUGUAUGUAAUAGGUUGGCUCGUUGGUAUAUUUCAAGAAUCUGUGGCUAAUAUUUUAAUAAUACUGGUCAAAUCUGGUGUUGAACCUGCUGCACAGAAAACCGUUUAAAAAACAACAAGGAUCCAGUCUAAAAUAUUGUGUUUGUUCAUUUAAUUAGUCAUGUUUUACUUUUUUUGACAGCUUGACUGAUAAGCGUGGCAGUGGAAAACAACCCAACCAAAUUGGAUUUACAUUUAAUUAGCUUGUGUAUUUGACUUAAAAAAAAAAACAGCAUGAAAAGUGGGCCAUACCCGGACAUGACAGUGUUUAAUUCUAGUGUCACUUCAGGGUCAAUCUCUCUAUGAAACAUGGACAUGAGUUGAAUGAAAUAUUUCUUCAGUG
This is a messenger RNA of Dunckerocampus dactyliophorus (ringed pipefish), 2432 nucleotides long. RefSeq names its product prostaglandin E receptor 4 (subtype EP4) c (gene ptger4c). The transcript is spliced from 2 exons. Gene Ontology annotation, cellular component: plasma membrane. Gene Ontology annotation, molecular function: prostaglandin E receptor activity. Lineage: Eukaryota; Metazoa; Chordata; Actinopteri; Syngnathiformes; Syngnathidae. The coding region runs from base 182 to 1606 and encodes 474 amino acids. Gene Ontology annotation, biological process: adenylate cyclase-activating G protein-coupled receptor signaling pathway; inflammatory response; positive regulation of cytosolic calcium ion concentration. The record is from RefSeq and is a predicted model, not a curated record.